Messenger RNA from Neoarius graeffei (lesser salmon catfish), 3781 nucleotides. RefSeq names its product laminin subunit beta 3 (gene lamb3). The coding region runs from base 202 to 3675 and encodes 1157 amino acids. The record is from RefSeq and is a predicted model, not a curated record. Gene Ontology annotation, molecular function: extracellular matrix structural constituent. Gene Ontology annotation, biological process: substrate adhesion-dependent cell spreading; cell migration; basement membrane assembly. The transcript is spliced from 22 exons. NCBI's taxonomy places the organism in Eukaryota, Metazoa, Chordata, Actinopteri, Siluriformes, Ariidae. Gene Ontology annotation, cellular component: laminin trimer.
GAUUACAGCAGUGCUGUGAUACACACUUCCUCAUAGUGCCACGCCCAGCAAAAUAAUGAAUCAAAGUACACACACACACACACACACACACACACACACACACACACACAGGUGUGUCAGUGUAUAAAAGCAGCUGAGUGAGGCAGCAGAGUCAGUUAUCGUGUUACAGACUUAAAGAGCUUUUGUGUUUAUUUCCUCAGGAUGAAGAUUCUGAUUAUUCUACAGAUCACCGCAGCAUUAGCAGCAGUGUGUGUGGCGCAGCAGGAGUGUGUGAGCGGGGCAUGUUAUCCUCCACUGGGCAAUUUACUGACAGGCCGAGAGACUGAACUCAGAGCCUCGUCCACAUGUGGUCUCACCGGCAUUGAGGUGUUCUGUACACCUUUAGGACAGUGGAAGAUGAAGUGCUGUCCAUGUGACUCAAGAACUGCAGCAGGUCGAAACACACACACUAUCCAGAAUGUUCUCAGUGGAGCUGGACCUGAGCGCUGGUGGCAGAGCAAGAAAGCUGUGAGUCCUGUCACUAUAGAGUUGGACCUGAAACAGCUGUUUUACAUCGACAACCUACUAUUGUACUUCAAGGGUCCGAGGCCGGAUGCUCUGGUGAUUGAGAGGUCGUCUGAUUUCGGGAGGUCGUGGACUCCGAAGCUCUACAUGGCCACUGACUGUGAAUCCACGUUCCCUCAUGUCCUUACAACAACCUCUGACCUUGACAACCCCCACUGCUACACACUGCCCUCCAAUGCCAAUAACCCCUUCCAGGACCAGAAGGUGUAUUUCCACCCUCUGUUGCAGUAUUCCAGCAUUCCUCUCCCACAUGAACAGAAGAUUGAGAGGCUUUCAGGUUAUACAGGGCUGCGUGUGAACCUGACUCAGUUUGGGGCAGUGCCUUACACACCUGGCCGACACCCAUCACGCUUCUAUGCCCUGAAGGAGGUGAAGGUGACUGGCUCCUGCUUCUGCCAUGGCCAUGCUGACCGCUGCCUUCGUGGCCCCAAAGACCUGCCCAACACAGAGGUAUAUGGUGCAUGUGACUGUCAACACAACACAGCAGGUGUGAACUGUGAGCGCUGUGCUGACCUUUACAACGACCUUCCAUGGCAACCAGCAGAAAGAGACAACACACACACCUGCAAACGUUGUGAGUGUAAUAACCAUUCCCAGCGUUGUCAUUUUGACUCUGAGGUGUAUGAGCUCAGUGGGCAACGGAGUGGUGGAGUGUGUGAGGCGUGUACACACCACACAACAGGAACACACUGUGAACGCUGCGCUGACAACUAUUACAGGAAUCCCCGGAGCAACAUGCAGAGACCUGACGCAUGCUUACGGUGUCAGUGUAACAGUGCAGGGUCAGAGGUCGGGCGUCAGUGUGAUGAGGUCACUGGGGUAUGUCGCUGUAAGAAGAAUGUAGAAGGAGCACGCUGUGAGCGCUGUAAACCCGGAUACUAUGGCCUCAGCAGUAUGAACCCACUCGGCUGCUCCAAGUGCUCCUGCAGUGCAGUCGGUUCCCUCCACAGUGUGUGUGAUGCAGUGACAGGUCAGUGUGCAUGUAGGCCAAAUGUGGGAGGAAGAUCAUGUGACCAGUGUGCCGAGGGAUUCUGGAACUCGUCAUCAGGCUGUCGGCCAUGUGACUGUGACCUCACCAACACCAUCGGCAACACCUGUGACCAGUUAACAGGUCAGUGUGUGUGCCGUCCUGGUUUUGGGGGUCGAACCUGCAGCAGCUGUCCAGAAAACAUGUAUGGAGACCCACUAACCGGCUGCAGACCGUGUGCAUGUGACCGUGCGGGUAGCAUGUCCGGGGGGUGUGACCGUCGUACAGGUGUGUGUGUGUGCAAACCAGGUGUGGUCGGGGACAGGUGUGACAUGUGUGGGCGUGGUCACUGUGCUCAGUUCCCUCACUGCCCCAUCUGUCCAUCCUGCUUCUCCUCGCUCGAUGCAGAGCUGCAGAACCUCACACUCCAUCUGCUCUACCUCAAACAAAAACUCACACCACCACCCCAAAUCCCCCCAAACACACUUCAGCGCAUCACAGAUGCACAGCACACACUCUGGCAAAUCAUCAGUGCACUGAAACUCCUCCCUAACAACAGAGACCUAUACAGCAAUUAUACACACCGUUUAUACACACUGCGCUCCGAGUUGAAGGGCGUGGAGGAGGAUUUGAGACGUACAGGUAUAGUUUAUUCUCCAGACCUGGAGGUGGAGUUACGCAGGCUUCAGGAACAGCUCUCUGACCUUCAUCUGGUUUACAAUGACAAAAAACAAGCAGCAAGUCACCUCAAUAACUCCAACUAUGCUGAAGUCCUGGAUGCUGUAGAAAAUGCCUUCAACAGAUCCACAGAUGCGGUGAAACAUGCAGACAAAACAGCAGACACUGUGAACAAAUCAGCGUCAGUCAGAGACGAUGCCAUUAAAGGCCUGAAGAACAUACAGCCAAUCAAUACGCAGAACCUGCAGAUGCUCGGGGAGGACCUGGCAACCCGUCCCAACCUCACCCCCACAGCCACAAAAGUAUGUGGCAGUAGGCGUGUGUUGCCAUGUACCCCACAGCAGUGUGAGGGUGAGAUGUGUCCUGCAGACAGAGUGCCCCCCUGUGUUCAGGGCCAGAAGUGCGUGGGAGCUUUACCAUGGAGCCAGAGGGCGGAGCAAGACACAGUGGAAGUGAAGGACAAACUGCAACAACUCAAUGACAAGAUUACUCAGGCAUACAAACAGAUUCAGAAAUCCCAGGACUCGACCAAUCAGGUAAGACUGUCUGCAGAUGAGCUGUCCAAUCGGAUGAAGCGUACUCGUGAUGACAUCGAUGAGGGACUGAAGGACAUUAAAGAGUUUGUUAAGAAGCUGAAGGACUUCCUGUCAGACCCAACCUCUGACCCUGCAGCAGUGCAGCGUGUGUGUGAGGGUGUGUUGGGUGUGAAGCUUCCUGAGACGGUCGAUGCUCUAAAGAAGAAGCUGAAAGAGAUUCAGGAUGUGGCUGCCUCACUGCCCGACACCAGCAUGGUCCUAAAAAAUGCCAGCUCACAGCUGCAGGAGGCGGAGCAAUUACUGCAGGAUGCCAAGAAUGCCAGGGAUACAGCACUGGGUCUGCAGAAGAGCACUGAUAGGGUUCUGGAGUCCCUGAAUGAUGGGGAGAAUGCUCUUGUUGACAUGGAGGAGAAACUGCUGCACAACCGCAACAUCAUUGACCAAAUCAGAAAUAAAAUCCAGAACGUGGAAGAUGUUCUGUUCCCUGUUGAGGCUUUAGUGAAUAGGGGAUUUGGGGAAGUUGAUACACUGCGUCCCCUGCUGGACCCUCUGAAGGAGGCUGUGCAGAGAGGAACGGAACUAGCAGAGGAGGCGGGGGAGAAGGCAGAGGAAGCGGAGCUUGAGGCAAACACUGCAGCACAGGACCUGGAAUUACUGCAGCAGCAGUUGUUGAAGCUGAAGCAGAAUACAAACAAUAACACAGAUGCAGCAGGAAAACGUCUGCAGACACUACAGACUGAGGCGACACACCUGAUUCAGGACACAGCCGACAUCCUGGACCAACUCACAGAUAAGGAGGCGGAGCUGCGACAGUUGGGGGAGGAGUUCACAUUGAACUCUCAGAUGCUGGACGGUUUGGAGUCUCGACUGAACGAACUGAUCAUGAGCAUCAAUGCUAAAGUUGGCAACCUCAGCGGGUGUGUGGGCUGAACACCUUUACCUUCUUUAAAUGCAAAUUUUUAACUUAAUGUGAACAGUAUUUUUUUGUAAAUGUUAAGGUUGUGGUUUUUGUUUAAUAAAAAAAAAAUUGAGCUGA